Molecule: messenger RNA, 5207 nt
Organism: Manduca sexta (tobacco hornworm)
Lineage: Eukaryota; Metazoa; Arthropoda; Insecta; Lepidoptera; Sphingidae
Exons: 12
Coding region: 505-3720 (1071 amino acids)
Biological process (GO): protein phosphorylation
Molecular function (GO): protein kinase activity; ATP binding
Source: RefSeq, a predicted model, not a curated record
UACUCUGUGGGUAAACAAUCGUUCCACGACUCAAUUCGUAUAAUUCCCAGUGUACCCUGCAAAUUAUUAGUAAAUUACAAAUAAAUAAUUCCAAAGACGGUGGUUUUACACGGUUGACGAGUCGCAGCAGACUAGACUUGAAUCGUCGAGGUCCGGUGGCCCGUCGACCAGUGGCAUGAAGUGGAUCACCGGAGCGCAACGAAAAGUAAUUUGUACAAAAAACUAAAUUCAGGCUCAUUGCGAACGGCGCGUUGUUCGUGAUGUUUUGUCUGACCGCACAAUAUAUCGGCGGUCAUUGUUGCUACCCGUUUUUUCUAACUAUUCUAACUUAUAAUGCCCCGGUAAUGUUCCGCGUGCCUAUCCAGUUACUGAACCUUCCAUUUUAGUUUAAAAAAGUUAUUUGUAAAUUGCACUGGAGUCAAUAGGUUUAACUAGUUAGUAAAAGCGACGUAUUUGAAUAAAGUGCUAUUAUUGUACGAAAAAAAGGUGGAUUCUUCGCAGGAUAUGGGUGUUUUUAAGUGGCUGCGCCGGGAACGCAUGACGGUGACGACCCGUCACAGCGUGAGUCCGGCGCCCGCCACGCCAGAGGAACAGUACGCCAAUAGCACCGCGCAGAUCGGCACGAUACGAACCGAGGAAUACAAGCGAGACCUGGCCGAGUUCCAGGCGAGGCGCUCCUUAGGGAACAAGGAGAAGGACACCCCCGCCAAGAAGAAAUGCGGCAGACACUCCCUGCCGGUCUCCUGUACCGACUGUUCGACAGACCACGACAACACAUUCAACUACGAGAAAAAAUCUGCUGUCAAAUAUAAAAAGAAGCAGAAUCGAGCACGAAGCACAACUCCAGAGAAGGUUUACGAAGGAGUCCCUAACAUACAAUUCCUUUUUCAAAAUCAAGUGUUUAUGCCAGGGAAUUUGUACCCUGGCUCAUCAUUCUCCGAGCCUCAUAAGUCCAAGCGCCACUCGCGGCACGUCUGCCGAUCUCCUGACAUGGAGUUUGUGGUACAGAAGCACAUAGACUUCAGAGAAGACGAGCAGAUUAACCCACCGCCAGAUUUCGACAAAAACAGUUCAUUACCUUACGAAGAUGGGGGAUUCAGGUCUUACGAUGAUGAAGUGGAUGGGCCGCGGGCGGCGGGCGAUGCGAAGGUGUCUAGUCAGUCGGAGAACAAGGACGACAGCUGCGAAGAGAAGCUGUGGGAAGUGAUGAGCGAGCUGAAACACUUCGAUCAAUGGGCGGAUGAGCAGCUGCAAGUGCGCUCGCCGAUAAGCAAAUCCGAUGAUAGUAAGAGUGAGACGAGCGCUUACGGCCUGCCCGUCGCAAGCGCUUGCAACCUCGACCUGAACAUAGACAGGAACAAGCCGUGGAACAACGGCCGCUGGGGCGUCGUGCCCGUGCAGAUCAAGAAACUGAACAACGUCACGCCCGAACAUGUUAGGAAGAAACGGAACACGGAGAUUAAUAUAUUGAGGAAAUGUCGUCACCCGAACAUAAUUCUGCUGAUGGGGCUCUAUCCGGACGCGCAGAACAAUAUUCAUAUAAUUUGUGAACGAUGCGUGGAGUCGCUGUUUGGCAUCAUACAUGUUCAGGGUCGAAUCUUAAGUGCGCAGACGUCGGUACAGUAUGCACUGGAUGUGGCCAACGCACUGGUGUUCCUGCGCAUGCAAGGCUACGUCCACACCGAGCUCAGCAGUAUGAGCGUCAUGGUCACCAGUCAUGAUGCUGCCAAGCUGUGCGACCUUGGACCCUGUGUCAGAAUCGCUAAAAAGGAGACCAGUCGGCGGUUUGAUACUUACACCGCUGAGCCACAUUAUGUAAAUAUUGAUGGUGAGAAAAACGCAUGGUUGUCAGGUGAUUUGAGCGCUAGCGAUCGUUUUUCGGACAAACAUGAUGGAGGUUCAAUCAAGACUGAUAAUAAAUCAGAAGUUAAAAACGUACAUUCAGCGCCCGAAACUCCUGCUACAUCGAUAUACGCCGUGCCUCAGAAGCAAAUUGUGUCUGAAAGUAAUUCGCCAACACGUGAAAAGGCCGAAGAAACUUCAGCUGAGAGUGUAGAUACAAUAAGGGAUAGCUACACUGGACUUAAAAGGGUCGAGCCGCCUUUAGAUUUUCUAUCGUCAGAAACGGAUGACACUCCGCGCGAGAGAACCAACUCGUGGGCAUAUAAAACUUCGAAUCGAGGCAAUCCUAAAUACAAGAUUGAAGACGAAAUAUUAGCCAAUCUUCAUGUGAAGCCGUUGGUGGCCAUCCACGAGAAAUGGAUCUACGAAGCAAACAAGAAGACUGGCCGGUCAAUGUCGCUGCCUGAAGAUAAUAGAUCUCACAUUCCGGCAGUUAAGCCAGCCUCACAUUGCGUCGAUACGUUCCAAAAGUCGUUACCGCAGCUGAAUGCAAAGAAGUCGCCGACCAAAGCUUUCCGAGUGCCUCCUUCAUCGCCAAACAGUUGUAGUAGAAAUGGUGGUCAGUGGGAUCAAUACUGCCAGGUGCGUGACACCGUCGCAAAGAAUAUGAAGAUGGGUCCAUACGACGCAGAGCGUUUACAAAGGCGAGAUUCAUUUAGCGGAUCAAGCGAUGAUAAAUCCCAAAGCAAAACAGACCAGGCGACGGAUACGCGAAGCAUAGAAGAGUUCAUACGCGAUUUAAUCCGCAAAGAGUUUCAACAUCUACUCCACGAGAUAUCUGACGACACAUCCACGGCGUCCACUCUCAAUAAGAAUGAAGAUUUAGUGAACAAAGGAGUUGCGAACAUCAUAGAAUCUCUAAACACACCAGAGGAGGAAAAAACAUUAAAAAAAGAGCCGGUGAAGUCAUUCUCGAGGGUGAAAAUCAACGGGAACAACAAGCCAUUGUUGCAGAUUACGUUCAGCCGAUCGGGAGAGAAUAGUCUGCAAGUGUUGGAUAAUUGUGUGAAUGUGACGAUAUGUGACAAUAACGCUGGUGGCAAGGAGAAGCUUAACGUAUCUUUAGAGGACACAUUGACCGAAGACAUGCACGUCAACUCGCUUAAACGAUGUCAGGCUUUCAAUGCUAUUCAGAAACACUUGCAGGAAGCUAGAAGCACGGAGGACUUGUACAUCGACGACGAUCUGUCAACGCAAAUGCAAGAGAACUUCGGCGGGAAAGUAAAGCUGAUCCCCUUACACGGCUCACUUCACGAGAUCCUUUGCGAGAAGGAGGACGACUGCUGCCUCAUUAAGGUGCGACAGGAGAACGGCUGCGACACCAUCUACUUCCGUUGCGACAACUCGGACACAGAGUCACGUGACGCCAUCGACGGAUGUGACGAUCGUCCCCAAGACACCGUCGUCUUCAAACGCAGCAUAUCCCUCAUCGAGGAGCGGAUACAACGCGUCUUCCCCAAAGACAAGCGAGCGCCGACUCCUAAAAUCAAGACGGAGAACGCCCGAGCACGUCCAAAGUCGGAAAUAUUCGUUCCCAUCAAAAAAGAGUCUAGGCUUAUGAGCAUAAGUAGUCCGUCACUAGCCAUGAAGGAUGACAAAGAUGAGGUCGAAGUGAAUAUAGAGAAUGUGAUGUGCUACCAAGACUCGUCUUCGGAUGAGUGCCUCAAAUGCCAGGAUAAUGACGACUUCGAACUACUGGAGCGGAAGAUUGAGGAAGAUAUGGCUAAUAACUUAGCGUCCCUGACUUGUGGAUGUCUCGAAAAGAUAUCUGAAGAGAACCUGUCUGUACUUAAUGAGGAGAUUACUGACAAGGACUAGUUUGUCCAUCUAUAAUUUAGGGCGUGGUUGCCGGCCUGACUAGCGGCUGAGUUUGGGCUGACUGACUGUUAAGCUGAAAUUUCCAGGCGAGCGUGAGGAGAGCUCGGCUGGCCGUAGCAACAUAGCCAAGUUGAGUCGAACAAACAAUAAAAAAGUUUAAGCAUUAUUUACAAAAAACUAGUGCCACAUUCAGGAAAAUAAAUAAAUAAAGGUACCCCUUUUAAAAUUCUUCGUACUUCAGAAUUUUCAACUACACCAAAUACGAUAGAUAUCUAAUAAGAAGCUUAAGUCUUCGGGUGUAGUUUUUUUUCCUUUGCUGAAUGUAGUAUUGAGUAAGGAUGUCUGUCAAUUAGAGUGGAGUAAGGGAACCGAGCGUAGCGAUAAUAACUAAUACUGUAUAAAUAAAAAUCUCUUUUUCCAUUCAACUUGAUCAACAUGGCGCAGGAGUGGAAAUUUUCAUAUUUUUUUCCGUGCAAAUCCAUGAUUAAAUAAUAACUGAUUUUCUAGCUUUGUUGAAUUGCUCCGCUUUUCUUGACAGGCGUUCUGAGCGCUAACAAACUGUCAGCCCAAAACUGAGCCAUACCCAUUCCCGGGAUAAAAUUAUGAUUUAGAAAUCCUAACGCAGUCCAAAGUACAAUAUAUUCAAUAUUUAAGCAUUGAAUGCUUACAUUGUCUGAUACUGCAUCUUGCUGUGACGCAGCGACAAUAAUUGUGACCGGUACAAAGUUGUCAAUUUUUAUAUGCGUAUAUACAUACUGGCGCGCCUGUACCGAUUAAUACGUAUGAGUGCACUCGGGAAGUGACACGUUGCGAGUUUUAUAGCGUCCAAGUAUCAUUUAAAUUUAAUUUUGUUUGGGAAAAAAAUCAUAAUCUCUUAGCACCAUUUUGAUUUUCAGUUUUUUUUCCCGCUCGUAAAAAUAUAACGACGUAUCGAGUACACUUCCAAAGGACGCAGGCGUCCUACUGAGUACACUCGGGUCACGUGUUCAUAUAAUCAAAGUAGUCAAUCAACUAGACUGUAUUAGCGCACUAGUAUCCCAAAACAAUAGUAAUUCGACGAUGCUAAAUCAUUUGCCAUAAUUAACAUUUCACAUCGGUUUUAAAUUAGAGUCCAAAGAUUCAUCGGUUUUCAUUUUGUUUAGUUGUAUUUAGUUUAGUGCAAGGCUAUGUGAUUUUUAGGCUAAGCGGCACAAAGCAUUCCACUGUUGUGAUUUUAGUAUAGCUAGCACUAAGAAUUUCUAAACGACACUUCUAUUUAUGUUUUAAAUAACACUUUUAAAAACAGGUUUGUAUUGAUUUUAAAUAUGUUAAAUAGACCAAAGUUAAUUAGUUGCCGGAUUUAUUUUUAAAGUAUAUUUGCGUAGUUUUGUUAGGUUGAUUUUAAAUUUUGUAUUCUGUAGAUUAUUUAGAAAGUUCCGCGUUUUAAGCAUUUGUUAGUCGAACGUGUGGUUGAUUUUAGAUCUGUUACAAUAAAACUUUGUACUUAA